This is a messenger RNA of Penicillium soppii, 660 nucleotides long. RefSeq names its product glycoside hydrolase family 11 protein. Gene Ontology annotation, molecular function: hydrolase activity, hydrolyzing O-glycosyl compounds. Gene Ontology annotation, biological process: xylan catabolic process. The transcript is spliced from 2 exons. Bases 1 to 660 code for a protein of 219 amino acids. The record is from RefSeq and is a predicted model, not a curated record. NCBI's taxonomy places the organism in Eukaryota, Fungi, Ascomycota, Eurotiomycetes, Eurotiales, Aspergillaceae.
AUGGUUACCUUCUCGGGGCUCUUCUUGGCUGCUUGUGCCUUCGCAAGUGCCUUUGCAGCUCCCACUGAAAUCAAUGUGGCGAAGCGAGCUCUCUAUACAAGCCAGACUGGAGAAUGCAAUGGCUACCAUUACUCUUUCUGGACCGACGGUGGUGGUAAGGUCGAGUACAACAAUGAAAAGAACGGUGAAUAUAGCGUGUCUUGGGAGAACUGUGGCGAUUUCACCUCUGGUAAGGGCUGGAGCAUUGGUAGUGCCCGCAACAUCCACUAUGCUGGAGAUUUCAAACCCUCCGGAAAUGCCUAUCUUGCCGUGUAUGGCUGGACUAGGGGCCCUCUUGUCGAAUACUACAUCUUAGAGAACUACGGAACCUACAACCCCGGCCCUAGCUUGACCUACAAGGGAUCUUUCGCUAGCGAUGGAUCAUUCUAUGAUAUCUACACCCACUUGCAGGUCGACCAGCCCUCUAUUGAUGGCCCAAAGAAAACCUUUGUGCAAUACUGGUCUAUCCGCCGCAAUAAACGCUCGGAUGGAACUAUUACCACUGCCAACCACUUCAAUGCUUGGGCUUCACAUGGAAUGAAUCUAGGCGCUCAUGACUACCAGAUUCUUUCCACUGAGGGCUUCUCGAGCAGUGGACACGCUCACAUGUCUGUUUGGUAA